UAAAAACCAGCUGUUAACCUAUACAACCAUCUCGCAGACUUGUCUGUCACUCCAGUCGGACCCUCUGCUUGUCUUGCUUUUUAUAGGAUAGGGCUUUAUUUUAACCUUUAUAACCGUACUCAGCUCAGCCGUACCCUAAGCUCCUUCCGCCGCGAUGCAGGCCGACAAGAUUCCCGAGUUCCUGACCGAGCAGCGCGAGCUCGCUCCCGACGAAUCCCAAGCCCUAUUCCUAGAGUUCGAAGACUUUUGGGAACGAAAGCUAUGGCAUCAACUGACCAACGCGUUGAUAACAUAUUUCUCUCUGUCAGAGAGUGCACCGCAGAGACUACCCAUGUUCAAGAAUUUCAUUCUUAUUUUUGCAGAUAAAAUCAAUCAGUUGAAAUUCGUUUCUCUGGGGUUAAUGGCAUCGACGCAGUGUAAAGAUGAUGGGGAACGUCUAUCCUUCCUAACUGCGCUCGCGGAUAAGGUCAACAAGCCUGGGUCGCAGGAUGCUUAUGUCUACGCCAUGGCAGACGUUGCUGCCGUUAAGUUACGACUCGAGGACUUUGAGGGUUCGCGGAAAGAUCUUGAUGCAUCGCAGGCGGCGUUAGACUCUUUUGAUUCUGUCGAGAAUGUUGUACAUGCAGCGUUCUAUAAAGUGAACGCUGAUUAUUACCAUGCGAAAAUGGAGUUCGCAUCCUACUACAAGAACGCCCUCCUCUACCUCGCCUGUAUCGACAUAGUUGAGCUCACACCGACAGAGCGUGCGGCUAGAGCAUAUGACCUUAGCAUAGCCGCACUCGUAUCUGACACGAUUUACAACUUUGGCGAACUCUUACUCCAUCCAAUUCUCGAAUCACUCAAAGAAACGCAACAUUCGUGGCUCCGCGAGCUUCUCUUUGCUUUCAACCGUGGUGACUUGACAGCCUAUGAUGUUCUAGCAGGAAACAUUAGCAAAAAUCCCCUCCUCGAACAGCACAAAGUUUUUCUAUAUCAGAAAAUAUCCCUCUCAGCCCUAACGGAAAUGAUAUUCCGUCGACCACCCCAUGAUCGGACUGUUACAUUCGCAGCGAUGUCGGAAGAAACCAAGGUUCAGCCGAACGAGGUCGAACAUCUGAUUAUGAAAGCCUUAAGUUUGGGCCUACUGAAGGGCUCGAUUGACCAGGUUGCACAAAUUGCGAGAAUCAACUGGGUACAACCGAAGGUUUUGGAUAUGAAGCAAAUUGAGGGAAUGAGGAAUCGGCUGAAGGAAUGGGAUGCUGGCGUCAACCAGCUUGGUCACUGGAUCGAGGGAGUUGGGAAGGAUGUUUGGGUUGCGUAAACCAAUUUAAUUUUAUUUGUUACAUAUCGUCCUGGGUUCAAGAGCAGGGCAGGUAUUGUGGGAAUUUAGCGUGUGCCCGUUUCUACCAUGAUCCAUUUUUAGAAAGCUCCUGGUGUAAAAUUAGAAUGCUAGUCAUACAGGUUAGCAAGCCUAAGUUUAGAGAAUCGGUAGCAGGGUUCUCCAACGGAUCCUUGUAGACGGGAUCCGGUGAGAUACUUCAUUGACAUGUCCCUACUAUCCAUCUCAGAGCGUCGCAGGUAGGAAUUCUCCACCCGCGGUUUGCCAACCCAUGGGCAUUGAGGAAUAUUCCUGGUCACCAUAUCUUAAAAACUGUGUGCUCUACUGAAGUCAACAAUGCUGAAAUACUACCGAAGGCUUCGAAUGCAAAAUAUCAUCAUCAUUGCAAGUAGAAUAUAAUACAAGCGAUAAUAGGUAUAUAGAACUAACAGUACAGCACUUCCUGAAGUUAUGACUAUCCAAACAGGCAAGCCUCUUUUUCUAGAAGAGCGUGUUUUUGUUCAAACUCCAUCAACUUUUUCGAAUUCGACCUUGCCAUCUCGUCGAACAGAAGCAACAGACUGGCCCACAGUUUUCACUCCGUCAUCUUUGGCAGGUGGGGGCGAUUGCUUUUCAAGUCGUCCCUCAACGGUUUCUAUAGCUUCCCUGGUAACACCUGGUUGAGUGCUCGCAAUCUCAUUCACUUCACGGGCCGUCAGAGACUCGGCUAUUCGCGAUGCUCGCGACUGAAUGAGAACGGUUGCUGGUCCUUCAAAUUGUAAGAACAACUAGACGACAGUUAAUUUCAACGCCGCGGCUAGAUAAUUAAAUAAUGGGAAGCUUUACCCUAUCCCCCCAGAUAGUUCUCCUCGCCCACGUCCGAACAGUGUGGAAAAUCCUCAUAGUGGCUUUCCAUGUGUCCGAAUCGGCCAAGUUUCUUAGGAAAUUAGAUUUCAUCAAUAAAGUGCCUAGCCCAAGGUUCGGAAUCUGGAACUUUAGAGAAGUUGAUUUGAACCGAAACGGGCGCGGCCAGUGAGAAUUUAUGGUGUAUGCGACGACAUUGCUGGAAUCCCAAUUAGACGGGGUUCAACCACGGAUCCGACGGCCGACUAGGCUUACCUAGGAUGGGCAAUAUAUCGUUCCCCAGCUCUCAGAUUAAUUGAAUAGACCUGACCUUUCCCCACGACCGCUAACAGGCCACGUCCAGUCACCUUUGAACUACCCCAAUGAACCAAACUCUUCCUAAGUCAGCUUCUAUAGAACCGUAGAAAGGAGCCUCCAAGCGCACGUACUAGCUCUCUGUUGAGUGUUGGUUUCACAGUUAAUGCGUGUCCAGUCCACGAAAGUAAAGCAUCGCGUUGUGUAAUCAUCCAAUCCACC
Molecule: messenger RNA, 2677 nt
Organism: Coccidioides immitis RS
Lineage: Eukaryota; Fungi; Ascomycota; Eurotiomycetes; Onygenales; Onygenaceae
Product: proteasome regulatory particle subunit
Exons: 3
Coding region: 155-1300 (381 amino acids)
Biological process (GO): ubiquitin-dependent protein catabolic process
Cellular component (GO): cytosol; nucleus; proteasome regulatory particle, lid subcomplex
Molecular function (GO): structural molecule activity
Source: RefSeq, a predicted model, not a curated record